Messenger RNA from Conger conger (European conger), 832 nucleotides. RefSeq names its product complement C1q-like protein 2. The transcript has 3 exons. Lineage: Eukaryota; Metazoa; Chordata; Actinopteri; Anguilliformes; Congridae. Gene Ontology annotation, molecular function: protein binding. The record is from RefSeq and is a predicted model, not a curated record. Bases 53 to 598 code for a protein of 181 amino acids.
GAUCUGGUAGGUUGGUAAUCAUAAGGGAAAGGCUUGUCGAUCCUGCUGAAGAAUGAAAACUGCGGUGGGGCUGUUGUUGUUGCUGGGGUGCUGUCUGGCCAAGGCAGAGGUUCUCACUGAAAACCAUGUACAGGCCAGCAACGUAACAGUGGCCUUGGAGGGCCAGGCUACAGAGCAGCUCAAGAAAGAGAAGGUGGCGUUCACAGCUGCAUUAUCUAAUGCAGGAGAUAUGGGACCCUACGAGACAGCGAUCACCCUGGUCUACACUAAAGUCAUUACCAACAUCGGCAAUCACUACAGCGCCACUACAGGGAUCUUCAAAGCACCAGUGAGAGGAGCCUACUACUUCACAUUCACGGUGUUCAUUUCGACUGAACGGGGAUCCGUUGCUGGCAUUGAUCUCUGCAAGAACGGAGUAUCUAUAGUGUCUUCAGUCCUGUGGAUGAAUAUUCCUAACCAUGAAUACUCCACCAAUACCGCUAUACUGCAGCUGGAGGAGGGAGAUCAGGUCUCUAUGCGCCUUCCAAAAGACCACACAAUCUAUGACGAUGAAGUUAAUCGUUGCACCUUCAGUGGGUUCCUGCUGUUUAGCCUGUAAGAGCACACUUACAGUAUAAUGUAAGAAAGCUAGAGCGGCACUAGAAAAGGUUCAGAGAAGGGCAACCAGACUGAUUUUAUGUAUAAAAUGUGCUUUAAGGGUGCUUUACCCAAACUGCCCCAGUGUACGGACAUCUAGCUUUAUAAUGGGACAGUGUGUAACAAAUGCAAAAGCUGUGCAAGUCUCUCUGGGUAAGAAAAUAAUAAUAAAAAUAAAUAAAUGCCUGCAGUGUAA